Molecule: messenger RNA, 264 nt
Organism: Microthlaspi erraticum
Lineage: Eukaryota; Viridiplantae; Streptophyta; Magnoliopsida; Brassicales; Brassicaceae
Source: the annotation of a GenBank genome assembly
AUGGCUGCUUCGGCUGCACCUCUUUUUCUUCUUCACUAUAACUCCGCCACUCCUUUUCCCUCUACGAUAAUCACACAGUCUAGAGAGAUCUCUCUCUUUCCCAUCACCGCCUCUGAUCUCUUCCUCCAUUAUCGCCGAUUCAGCGUCUCACGACCAUUCGAUGGUUUCUCGGAAUUUAGUACUCCUAGAAGGCAUGGUCGUUUAAGUGAAUUGGGUAAUGGAAUCGUCGAAGGUAUGUUUUCUCAAGGCGUUCCUGAUUUUUGA